AUGGAGGGGAUAUCCCUCUCAUCCCCACGUGCACCCAUCGCCUCAGGAGGACACGGCACUGCCACUCCACAACCUCCCAUGACCUUGCCUGUACCCGAGGACUGGUUGCAGGACAACGACUACUUGGAUACCCGAAUUGCGGGCAUUCCUGUCACCAACCUGCAUCCCGCUCACUUCCUUUACCAGGGGUGGAACAGCUACUGGCUUAGGUGGAUUGCCGCCGGCAAAGAGGCCUACUUCAUUGUUGCUCCCACCAAAGCCGAAAUGGUGCUGGCCGGUGAGCUCUUAUCACAAAUAAGAGCUCAGGGUCUGGACAUCGAUGCAGCUGCCACCAACCAUGCUGUCCAAACUCAAACCUCUCAAGCUAAGAACCUUGCUGUCAAAGCCUUGGGCCAGUUUCUUGUCGACCAGGUAAAGAGCAAGAUACCUGUCGAAACAGACUGUGAGUCUCAGGCCAGAAUCCGUGAGCUUGAAGGCCAGAUCGGGAGCCUGCAACAACAGCUUCAAAAGCAGCAGCAUUCGGCCAGUGCCCCUCCCGACAACAGCAUCGGCCUCGGAUCCCCCGGCCCUUCCACUCCUCUCCCUGCCCGUGGCAACAAUGCCGAUCGCUCUCCUCUUGCACCGCCAGCGGAGUCGUCUUCACCAAACUCCACGACAAAAUCCACUGCUGCACCUGCACUCGCAGGCCAAAACCUGCGGCAGUUACCCUUGCAGUUCAGCCCCGGCUCCAACCUUGGCACCCCUGCCAAGCCUGAACCUUCUUCCAUCAUGCAGCCACCACAGGAAGGCUCACGAUGGCUCGCCUCUCAUUUUCCAGCCAAAUGCCAUGAUAAGGAACUAAAGCCCUGGAUCAACUCCUUGACCUUGAACGACCGCAAAAAAUCCGAGUUGCAGGACUGGUUGAAGCAAGUCGAAGACUGGGUCGAAGCCCAGGACACCGACGACUUCUUGACAAAAAUUCGGAGAACGGCAGUAAUUUGGGGAGUUCCUCCCGCUACUGUCACCAAGUUACAGAAGCAACCUUUGGCAAAGCUCAUUGCAGUUGGCUCCUACAUGGAGCGGUGA
This is a messenger RNA of Symbiodinium necroappetens, 1065 nucleotides long. The record is from the annotation of a GenBank genome assembly. Lineage: Eukaryota; Dinophyceae; Suessiales; Symbiodiniaceae.